Molecule: messenger RNA, 1047 nt
Organism: Saprolegnia parasitica CBS 223.65
Lineage: Eukaryota; Oomycota; Saprolegniomycetes; Saprolegniales; Saprolegniaceae
Exons: 4
Coding region: 1-1047 (348 amino acids)
Source: RefSeq, a predicted model, not a curated record
AUGGCGACCCCGUCGCCCCCCGAGAGCGACGACUCGAUGCAGAACGACCGCGAAGCGCGCCUCAAGAAGGACCGACUGCGAAAAACCAAGUACCGCCAGGAGAAGAUGGCCGAGAUGCACGAGCUGAAAGUGACUGCGAGCGCGCUCACGUUGCAGCUGGAGCAGCUCAAGGCGCAGCGGAGCCAGCACGUGCGCCCGCGGCUGCCGUCGCUCACAUCGCUUCAUGCGCCGCGGCUGCGGCUCUCGUGGAGGUACAUUGCCGAUCGAGAGAAAAUGCGCCUCGAGGCCGCGUACGCCGACCAGACGCGGCUGCGCAACGACCUGGUAACGGACCUUCAUCGCGCCUUCUGUCUGCUCCAGUCGCAGCGCCGCGCCCCGCGCAAGAUGCUCAUGGACGUGCGAACGGAGCCCCGGACUGCGUACACGCUGCCACACCACCCACUGCGCCGCCUCGAGACCAUCCAGCGCCUCUUGCAGUGGCAGGCCGACCACGUCACCGAUGCGUUCGUAGCCCACGUGCUUCCAAAUCUCGACGACGACGACGACCCGGCGUGGACCAUGGAGCUGACGCCGGACGGCGCGUCGGUCGCCUAUAUCGAGACGCGAAGCCAAGGCGUCGUGUACGCAUCAGCGGGCGACGUCGGCGCCGUCUUGUGGCAGCUCGAGACCGCGCAGUCCCGUCAUACGACCGUGGCUCCGCUCGACAGCGAUACCGUCGUCGUAUCCAGCAACGACGACGACACGACGCUGCUCAAGCGGCUCGUGCACCGGACGGCCCAUGGCGCGGCGCGCGUCCUCGUUGUCGCCCAGAGCGUGCUCGCGGACGAGAGCUCCUCGUACCGCAUUGCCCGAAAGAGCGUUGCUACGUGGCUUGUGGUCGACGAGCUCCCGCGCGGCGCGUCGGACGGCCCCGUGAGCGUCUAUCGCAGCGUGCAGCAGGCGGCGCUGGAGGGUCCGCUGGACGCCUACGCCGAGCACUUGGUUGCGACGACGGCGACGGCCGAGAUGCGGCAGCACGCGCUGGCGCGCCACUUUCACUGCCUUUAA